This is a messenger RNA of Panthera uncia (snow leopard), 3404 nucleotides long. It is a transcript of the gene SMAD6, whose product is annotated as SMAD family member 6. The record is from RefSeq and is a predicted model, not a curated record. Gene Ontology annotation, molecular function: I-SMAD binding; transcription regulator inhibitor activity. Gene Ontology annotation, biological process: regulation of transcription by RNA polymerase II; anatomical structure morphogenesis; transforming growth factor beta receptor signaling pathway. Bases 1440 to 2939 code for a protein of 499 amino acids. Lineage: Eukaryota; Metazoa; Chordata; Mammalia; Carnivora; Felidae. Gene Ontology annotation, cellular component: heteromeric SMAD protein complex. The transcript is spliced from 4 exons.
CCCUGGGAUGGGGGUUUGGCCCAACUCUAAAGUGCAAUGUGUGUUUGUAAGUUUGUGCACAAGCCAGGGAGAGGCAAAGCGCCCCGUUUGCAUCCAAGUCUCAGUGUGUCCACCGCGCCUUCGCGCCGCUCGCCCGUGGUUUGUGUAACUCGCGUGUGUGUGCGCGCGCGCGCGAGGGGGUGUGCUCGCUCGCAUCCGUGCCCGCGGCGCAACGCGGGCUUGAAAGCGGGCCGUGGGCGCUGUCAGGCUCGGGGCGGGGGUGCCGGGGCGAGCGUGGGGCGGGAGCCCGAGCUCGGCCCGCCCCGGGAGCCGGCCCUUCGGAGCCUCGGGCCCUGCAAUGGGACGUGUUCUCCUUUAAGAGUUAAGAAACUUGAAACCUUGUUUGCGCAACAAUCAGCGCCGCGGAGCCGCCAAAGUGUCUAGACUGGCAUAUGAUGGGAGGCAGCCAAUGACUCCGCGGCGCUCCUCCGGGGGCCCUCAGUGUGCGUUUGAGGAGAACAAAAAAGAGAGAGAGCCGAGCGGGGGAGCGAGCGAGGGAGCCGAGCCGAGAGAAAGAGCCGCCGGGCGCUGCCUCGCCAGACCUCGCAGGGACCGCGGGGCCACCGGGAGGCACUUUUUGUGGAGGGGGGAGGGGGAAGACCUCUGCAGCCGCGGCGCCCCGGGCGUCCGAGCGCAGCGUGGGGCGGGCUGCGACCUCUGCCUCGGUGGAUUGCAUUUUUAAUUAAGGAUUCCCAACAGUUCUUUGGGAUUUUUACAGUUUCCACUCAUGUAUUGACACCCGCGUUCAGGAGAAACUCGCUCCAAGUGCAUCUAGCGCCUGGGACCUGAGACGGAGUUGGCUUUCCGUGCAUGCAAUUCCAGGAUUUUGGUUUUGUUUGGGCUUUCUUUUUUUUUCUUUCCUCCCCCCCCCCCUUCUUUUGCAGGGAGUAAGAAGGAAGCUGAAGGUAUCAACAAGCCGGCCUUUCGGAUCCUGCAGGAAAAGCCCAUGUAGUUAAGCGUUUGGGUUUUAAAGGCAGGGCUGCCCGGACACAUCUGGGGGGUUCGGCGGGAGCGCUUUGUGCUCAUGGACCAGUCGCGCAACUUUUGAAGGCUCGCCGGCCCAUGCGGGGUCUUUCUGGCGGAGGGCAGCCUGCAGUCCCCCUCCAGCGCCGGGGCUGGAGUUGCUGAGUAGCCCGGCCGCCGGGGUCCAUGUAGCCGCUGGCCCGGCGCGGACUGCGGCUCGGCGCGCGCGUGUUCCCCGCCGUCCCGGCCCGGCGAGCUCCCUCAUGUUGCAGCCCUGCGGCGCCCCUUCGACGACAGGCUGUGCGCGACCUGCACGGCGCCCGGCGGCGGAGCUUCAUGUGGGGCUGCGGCCCGCGCAGCCGGCGCCUCGCUGACGGAACGGACCCCCGGUAACCGGAGACUGCCUCCCCCCCACCCCCGGCGCCAAAGGAUAUCGUAUGUUCAGGUCCAAACGCUCGGGGCUGGUGCGGCGACUUUGGCGAAGUCGUGUGGUCCCCGACCGGGAGGAAGGAGGCGGCGGCGGCGGCGGCGGCGGCGGCGGCGACGAGGAUGGGAGCUUGGGCAGCCGAGCUGAGCCGGCCCCGCGGGCACGAGAAGGCGGAGGCUGCGGCCGCUCCGAAGUCCGCCCGGUAGCCCCGCGGCGGCCCCGGGACGCGGUGGGACAGCGAGGCGCCCAGGGCGCGGGGAGGCGCCGGCGCGCAGGGGGCCCCCCGAGGCCCAUGUCGGAGCUGGGGGCCGGCGCUGGGGGCUCCCCGCUGGACGUGGCGGAGCCGGGAGGUCCGGGCUGGCUGCCCGAAAGUGACUGCGAGACUGUGACUUGCUGUCUCUUCUCGGAGCGGGACGCCGCGGGCGCGCCGCGGGACGCCGGCGACCCCCUGGCCGGGGCGGCCCUGGAGGCGGCGGGCGGCGGGCGGAGUCGCGAAGCCCGCUCGCGGCUGCUGCUGCUCGAGCAGGAACUCAAGACGGUCACGUACUCGCUGCUGAAGCGGCUCAAGGAGCGUUCGCUGGACACGCUGCUGGAGGCGGUGGAGUCCCGCGGCGGCGUGCCGGGCGGCUGCGUGCUGGUGCCGCGCGCCGACCUCCGCCUGGGCGGCCAGCCUGCGCCGCCGCAGCUGCUGCUCGGCCGCCUCUUCCGCUGGCCCGACCUGCAGCACGCCGUGGAGCUGAAGCCCCUGUGCGGCUGCCACAGCUUCGCCGCCGCCGCCGACGGCCCCACCGUGUGCUGCAACCCCUACCACUUCAGCCGGCUCUGCGGGCCAGAAUCACCACCGCCCCCCUAUUCUCGGCUGUCUCCUCACGACGAGUACAAGCCACUGGAUCUAUCUGAUUCCACAUUGUCUUACACUGAAACGGAGGCCACCAACUCCCUCAUCACCGCCCCGGGUGAAUUCUCAGACGCCAGCAUGUCUCCGGAUGCCACUAAGCCCAGCCACUGGUGUAGCGUGGCCUACUGGGAGCACCGGACGCGUGUGGGCCGCCUCUACGCGGUGUACGACCAGGCCGUGAGCAUCUUCUACGACCUACCUCAGGGCAGCGGCUUCUGCCUGGGCCAGCUCAACCUGGAGCAGCGCAGCGAGUCGGUGCGGCGCACGCGCAGCAAGAUCGGCUUCGGCAUCCUGCUCAGCAAGGAGCCCGACGGCGUGUGGGCCUACAACCGCGGCGAGCACCCCAUCUUCGUCAACUCCCCCACGCUCGACGCGCCCGGCGGCCGCGCCCUCGUGGUGCGCAAGGUGCCGCCCGGCUACUCCAUCAAGGUGUUCGACUUCGAGCGCUCGGGCCUGCUCCAGCAGGGGCCCGAGCCCGACGCCGCCGACGGCCCCUACGACCCCAACAGCGUCCGCAUCAGCUUCGCCAAGGGCUGGGGGCCCUGCUACUCGCGGCAGUUCAUCACCUCCUGCCCCUGCUGGCUGGAGGUCCUCCUCAACAACCACAGAUAGCGGCGGCCGCCUGCCCCGCCGCCCAGAGACACAACCCGCCCCCCCUACAGCCGACCACGGACGAGACCCCCCCCCCAUAUCAUCUACCUAGAUUUAAUAUAAAGUUUUAUAUAUUAUAUGGAAAUAUAUAUUAUACUUGUAAUUAUGGAGUCAUUUUUACAAUGUAAUUAUUUAUGUAUGGUGCAAUGUGUGUAUAUGGACAAAACAAGAAAGACGCACUUUGGCUUAUAAUUCUUUCAAUACAAAUAUAUUUUCUUUCUUUCCUCCUUCCUCCUCUUCUUUAUUAUUUUAUUUUAUUUUAUUUUUUAAGAAAAUGAUACAGCAGAGCUAGGUGGAGAAGCCUGGGUUUGGCAUAUGGUUUUUGAAAUAUUAAUGCCCAGACAAAAAGCUAAUACCAGUCACUCGUUGAUAAUAAAGUAUUCACAUUAUAGUUUUUUUUUUUUUUUUUUUUUUUUUUUUUUAUUU